ACAACGGAGUCCAGUGGCCAUUCUUUGACCGGGCCCUCUCCCGCAGGCGCAGGCAUCUCCCAAGCGCAGCCAGGGAGGAAAAUACGCGCUCCUACCUAGCAAGAACAGCGACGGGAGGGCAGCCUCUUUCCGAUCUAGCACUGUAUUCCAUUCCAGUAGGCAGUAGGCAUCUCCAUCAACGACGCUCCUCGGCGCUCCACGCACGGUGCGUGUGCGUGCGUGUGUUGCUGCGCGCAAUGGCAAUGUUGCCCCGGUGCGGGCUGUUGGACUGCCUCCGCGGCGGCGAGCGCGAGACCCCUGCGCAUGACCCCCGCGUCUCGGCCGAGCCGAGCGGCAAGAGCGGGCGGGCGAGGCGGCUCGAUUGGGCCGAGGUGGAGUCGGUCACCGGCGGCUUCUCCUCCCGCGUGAUCGGCCAGGGCGGCUUCAGCACCGUCUACCUGGCCUCGCUCACCUCCUCCCGCCUCGGCGCCGUCAAGGUGCAGCGCAGCAGCGAGCGCCUCCACCGCCUCUUCCGCCACGAGCUCGACGUGCUCUUGUCCCUGCGCCAUCCCCACGUCGUCCGCCUCCUCGCCUACUGUGACGAACGAGAGGAAGGCGUGUUGGUGUUCGAGUACGCCCCCAACGGCGACCUUCACGAGAGGCUCCACCGGAGCGGGCAGAAGCGGGCGGCGCUGCCGUGGGCGCGGCGGAUGGCCGUCGCGUUCCAGGUGGCGAUGGCGCUGGAGUACCUCCACGAGAGCCAGGACCCCGCGGUCAUCCACGGCGACGUCAAGGCGUCCAACGUCCUGCUCGACGCCAACAUGGACGUCAAGCUCUGCGACUUCGGCUUCGCACACGCCGGCUUCUCCGCCGCGGUCCUCCCCGCCGCCGCCGCCAGGGCGUCGGCGCGCCACGUCAUGGGCUCCCCGGGGUACGUCGACCCGCUCUUCCUCCGCUCCGGCGUGGCCACCAAGAAGAGCGACGUCUACAGCUUCGGGGUGCUGCUGCUGGAGCUCGUCACCGGCCGGGAGGCCAUCUGCGCGGACACGGGCUGCCGGCUCGCCGUCACCGUGGCGCCCGUGGUCAGCGAGGGCAGAGUGGCCGACGUGGUGGACCGGAGGCUGGGAGACGCGUACGAUCGCGAGGAGGCCGUCACCGUGGCGGCGCUUGCGUUGCAGUGCAUCAACGCCAGCUCCGGGCUCCGGCCCUCCAUGACGGACGUGGUGCGCGUCCUCCAGGAGAAGACGUCGGCGUUGAUCUCCGCCGUUGGGCCUAAGCCGGCCAGCAAGACGGUCGUUUCGUAAAGGUGUACCAUACGUACGUACUACUGUCGUAGGGGUGUAAAUGCUUAGGUAGGGCAGCAAACUUUUUCUCACUUAAGUGGAUCAGUUAGCGGUUGAA
Molecule: messenger RNA, 1380 nt
Organism: Hordeum vulgare subsp. vulgare (domesticated barley)
Lineage: Eukaryota; Viridiplantae; Streptophyta; Magnoliopsida; Poales; Poaceae
Product: salt tolerance receptor-like cytoplasmic kinase 1
Exons: 2
Coding region: 237-1283 (348 amino acids)
Biological process (GO): protein phosphorylation
Cellular component (GO): plasma membrane
Molecular function (GO): protein kinase activity; ATP binding
Source: RefSeq, a predicted model, not a curated record